This is a messenger RNA of Neurospora tetraspora, 1138 nucleotides long. RefSeq names its product Snf7 family. Gene Ontology annotation, cellular component: multivesicular body. The coding region runs from base 146 to 805 and encodes 219 amino acids. The record is from RefSeq and is a predicted model, not a curated record. Lineage: Eukaryota; Fungi; Ascomycota; Sordariomycetes; Sordariales; Sordariaceae. The transcript has a single exon. Gene Ontology annotation, biological process: late endosome to vacuole transport via multivesicular body sorting pathway; vesicle budding from membrane.
CUUCCCCGCAACAACAACAACAACAAUCAACAACGAACGAAACAACAAAAAUCACCAUCACAUCACCCACCUCAAACCUAGACCAAAAACACACAACAAAACAAACCAACUCAUCCCCGCGUACCACACGCCCCCCACCACCAAAAUGAACCGCCUCUUCGGCACCUCCUCCAAACCCACCGCCCCAAAACCCACCCUCACAACCGCCAUCACCUCGCUCGACACUCGCCUCUCCUCCAUCGACGUGAAACUCGCCUCCCUCACCGCCGAACUAUCGGGGUACCAAACCAAACUCUCCAAAAUGCGCGACGGCCCGGGCAAGACCGCGCUAAAGCAAAAAGCGCUCAAAGUCCUGCGGCAGCGCAAACAAUACGAAGCCCAGCGGGACCAGAUCCAGUCGCAGGUGUGGAACAUGGAGCAGGCGCAGACGAUGCAGGACAAUCUCAAGAACACGAUGGUGACGAUCGAUGCGCUUAAACAGACCAAUAAGCAACUGAAGAAGGAGUAUGGGAAGGUGGAUUUGGAUAAGAUUGAGAGGCUGCAGGACGAGAUGGCGGAUUUGCUGGAUGUGGGGAAUGAGAUCCAGGAGAGCUUGGCGAGGAGUUAUGAGGUGCCGGAGGAUGUGGAUGAGGAGGAGCUGGAUGCGGAGCUGGAGGCGUUGGGACAGGAGGUGGAGUUGGAGAGGGAGAUGUAUGGUGGGAUGGAGGGGGCGGGGGGUGUGCCGAGUUUUAUGCAGGAUGAGGUGCCGGAGUUUGUUGAUGAGGAGCCGAAGGUGGGGGGGAAGGUGAAGGAGGUUGCUGGUUAAUAAGGAGGGGGUUGAUGAUUGUGCUGCGAAGGGGAUGUGAUGGGAAGGCAUUAUGGAGGGAAGGGUUGGGUUAGGCCGCUUCGGGAGUCACACGAUCGAAAGUUGAACGAGCUUUGGGAUCGGAGUUGUGGCUUGGAUGGUUUCGGGGACGAAGGGGGGCAUUUUCAGACAUCGGUUGAAGCACAUACAUAUACCAGGACGAGAGGCGGAACUAUAGUCGAACGAUGCUUUCUAUUCGGUGCUUUCAACGGGAAGAUGUAUUUGGGUUCAGUCACUUGUGAUCGAGGCAUACAGGACAUCAAGGAGACAAGCAUUCAAAUACAGAUAACAACA